This is a messenger RNA of Thamnophis elegans (Western terrestrial garter snake), 1011 nucleotides long. RefSeq names its product proto-oncogene Mas-like. The transcript is spliced from 2 exons. Gene Ontology annotation, molecular function: G protein-coupled receptor activity. Gene Ontology annotation, biological process: G protein-coupled receptor signaling pathway. Gene Ontology annotation, cellular component: membrane. The coding region runs from base 1 to 1011 and encodes 336 amino acids. The record is from RefSeq and is a predicted model, not a curated record. NCBI's taxonomy places the organism in Eukaryota, Metazoa, Chordata, Lepidosauria, Squamata, Natricidae.
AUGACUUACUGUGAUUUCUUCCUCUCUAAAGACUAUCCUUCUGACGACUAUUCUGUCAGCCUUGGUACCGCGUAUGCGUAUGGCAAUAUUGGAAUCCCUCCCGAAAGUAUUCCGGAGAGCAACUUUUCUUCUAAAAUACCAGGAAUGCCUUCUCCAGAUGAUCAACUGCUUCAUAAUUUAAUGCGAAAUCUUAUCAAUGGGUUCCUUGCCCUUAUUGGCAUCUUAGGCCUGGUGGGAAAUGGAAGGACAAUUUACCUCCUGGCCUUUUCCAUUAAGAGGAAUCCUUUUACUACUUUCAUCCUGAAUCUCUCCAUCGCUGAUUUUGGGGUCCUCGCAUCCCUUAUUAUGGCAGCAAUAUUUGUGGCAGUGUCAACUCUGGGUAAAAGAAAUGAGAGUGUCCAAAACUUUUUCUUCUUGUUUUUUGAGCUCUUUUCCUUCACCUAUUCUGCCAGCCAGUUUCUGCUGACGGCCAUCAGCCUGGACAGGUGCGUGGCUGUCCUCUUCCCUCUCUGGCAUCGCUGCCAUCGUCCAUCCUAUCUGUCUCCCCUUGUUUGUGGCCUCAUCUGGAUCCUCUCCUUCCUGCUCUCUGCGGUGCACUUCAUUCUGCAUCUGACCAACAGCUUUGGAAGGUCACGCUUUCUUUACCAGCUGAUUGUGAAUGGUCUACUUUGCACGCCUCUCAUGGUUGUGUCAUCUGUGAUCCUCUGGAUUCAUAUGAGGUCUAAAUAUCAACGCAAUCAAAGGAAACUUCUCACCACCAUAUUGCUGGCUCUCCUUUUCUUCCUCCUUUUCUCUCUCCCAAAGUAUGCCUUAUAUAUCGUUUAUUAUUUACGUUUCCAUUAUCCUGUCCUCUUAACAAUUGGGAUAAUAUGUGCCACUCUCAACAGCAUCAUCAACCCACUCCUUUAUUUCUUAGUGGGGAGGAAGAAGGGAAAGGAUCAGCCCAGAUCAUCUCUGAAGGUGGCUUUGCAAAGAGUCUUCAAGGAUGAACAGGACAGCCCAGAAGGGUAG